This is a messenger RNA of Penicillium odoratum, 789 nucleotides long. RefSeq lists its product as uncharacterized. The coding region runs from base 1 to 789 and encodes 262 amino acids. The record is from RefSeq and is a predicted model, not a curated record. Lineage: Eukaryota; Fungi; Ascomycota; Eurotiomycetes; Eurotiales; Aspergillaceae. The transcript is spliced from 2 exons.
AUGAAGCCACCAGUUUGGCCUCAGACCAAUGCUCGGUCCCCUGCCCAAGUGGAUGCUCACUCGGACAUCCAUGUGGAUGUGGAUUUCAUGAUCAUGGACUAUCUUGCCUGUCUCGCAAUUAAUAGCAUCAUCCUGGCAAGCAGAAGACAAACCCAGGACAUAGGUACACAGGAGGAUGAUCUGGACUGGCAAGUUGAGUCACUGGAAGGAUUUCGGAGCUUGGUGGCGUCAACUCACCCCGAGAUACCGUUACCUCAAGACCUACACAUUAAACUGCAACUUCUUGCCGUGGCAGAUGGACUUCGGCAUUAUGGAGCACAGUCACACCAAACCCAGGAAGACUGCCCACGACUGCCAGCUAUCGGGGUGGCGUUCAUGGACCUCUGCACUACAGCAGCUGCGAAGGUAUCGGUAACGCGAUGGUUUGACACUGGUGCACGCUUCAUGGUCCAGGCGGUACUUGAAGAUCAACGCGAAGGGCGUCUACCAUCCGAAGAUAUGUCGAAGCUCUGCUCGUGGUCCCCCAAUGAUCCUGCACUGGGUUCGAAAUGGGUGAACGUCCGGCAGAGGUAUGCCAGCGCAUUACCGGACGCAAUCGAACAUCAUAGAGGGCAGUCAGUGACUCAAAAGUAUCCACUAUCGGAGUUUAAAUCCAUCGUGAUGACAUUCCUCCGUGACCUAAUGACGACACUGGAUCCCCCGAUCAUCAUCCAAUUAGAGCGAGGUCAGCUCAGUGGUCUAAGCCCCGAGGAAACGCAACGCCUAAAGGCCCGAGUGGGGUUGCGCUGA